AUGGCAUCCACAACUCGAAUCUUCGCUCGCGCAGGCGCUGCACUUAAAUCAACACCUUUCAGACCCGCCACCCGCACUGCUAUAAGUGCUCCUCGUCAAGCCUUCCGUCAACAAUCUCGUCGUGGUUAUGCUUCUCAAGGACCUCCCAAAAAGAACUUCUUCCCUCUCUCUUUCGGUGUUGUUGCUUUGGUCAUUACUGGAGGUGCUGGAUACUACUUUGUAUCUAAAGGCAAUGGAUCACUCUUGAGUGGUUCUGCCAAGGAAACCACCGGUCUCUUCACUCCUAAGAGUGAGGAUUACCAAAAGGUCUAUAAUGAGAUUGCCGAGAGAUUGGAGGAGAAAGAUGAUUAUGAUGAUGGUUCUUAUGGACCAGUCUUGGUCAGAUUGGCGUGGCAUUGUAGUGGAACUUUCGAUAAGGAGACUGGUACUGGUGGAAGUAAUGGUGCCACUAUGAGAUUCGCCCCUGAGGGUGAUCAUGGUGCCAAUGCUGGUUUGGUUGCUGCUAGAGACUUCUUGGCUCCAAUCAAGGCGAAGUACCCAUGGAUCUCUUACUCCGAUCUCUGGAUUAUGGCUGGUAUCUGCGCUAUCCAGGAAAUGCAAGGUCCAGUCAUUCCUUUCCGACCAGGUAGACAAGAUAAGGAAGUUGCUGCUUGCACACCUGACGGACGUCUCCCAGAUGCUUCCCAAGGUAACAAGCACUUGAGAGCUAUCUUUGGUCGUAUGGGAUUCAAUGAUCAAGAAAUCGUCGCUUUGAGUGGCGCCCAUGCUCUUGGUCGUUGCCACAAUGAUCGUAGUGGAUUUGAGGGUCCUUGGACUUUCUCUCCAACUGUUGUCACCAAUGACUACUACAAGCUCUUAUUGAAUGAGAAGUGGGGCUGGAAGAAAUGGAAUGGUCCUAAACAGUACGAAGACAAGACUACCAAGUCCCUCAUGAUGCUCCCCACCGACAUGGCCCUUGUCUCAGACAAAUCCUUCCGCUCCCACGUCGAGAAAUACGCCAAGGAUGAGUCUCUCUUCAUGAAAGACUUCGCAGCCGUCAUCACCAAGCUCUUUGAACUAGGUGUUCCUUUCGCCGAGACUACCGAGCAAGCUCCUAUUAAAUUCAAGUCAACUGCUGCUUAG
Molecule: messenger RNA, 1122 nt
Organism: Sclerotinia borealis F-4128
Lineage: Eukaryota; Fungi; Ascomycota; Leotiomycetes; Helotiales; Sclerotiniaceae
Source: the annotation of a GenBank genome assembly